AUGGUCAACCUCAGGCCGCAUCGCACGCGUGCGACGCCGAACGGCUCGAUUUCCGAGAUCUUUGACUAUGCCGACUGGAAGAUCAAAGGCGAGAGAGCCCCGGUUCUCAUGGAAACGCGUCCGCUGACGCUGUUCUAUCAUUCUGAGCGAAUGCACCAGAGCAUCGAAAAGGUGCACCAAUACCAACGCGUGCUCUUGGAAGCAAUCUAUAUCGUAUUCUCGGAGAUGGACGCCUGCCAGAAGACGCCAAAAGAGUAUCGCCAGGAGCUUUCCCCAGAGGACCGCAUCGAGCUCGAGAAUCGUUUCUCAGAGAACGUCAUGUUCGCGGCGCAGGCGCUUCACGGCGGAUAUCGAAUCCGAGGGAUCGAACAGUACACCUUCGAUCUUGUGGCCGAAGCCAGGGCGCUCUGCGAGGCCAAGGAGAGCCUCCGAUUUGCAUUUCGGAACAGAAUCGUCAGCAGUGCAGCACCGCCACAUACCGAUCUCUUUCCGUUUGUUCAAAAGUUCGACCAAGCGUGGACGGCGUUCGAAAGAAAGAUGUGCCGCAUAUACUAUACGGUCAAAUACGACACUGCGCCUGGCGGAGUCGAUCAAACGGACCUCUUCGAGGUCCUCAUGAGCGAAACCAUCAUCCGCGCCAUUUGCAAAGGCUAUCACGACUGUGAGCAGCUCCAGUCGCUGGAUCCAAUCUUGAUGUUCUCGAUACCACGACUGGCCAUCGUUGGAGGAUUUGUGCAUUUUACCGGGGGCGUCGACCUGCUUGAGUUUCGAUGGUUCAAGGCGCGCCGCACUGAAAUGGCAUAUGUGCGAGAUAAGAUGUCGCUGCUGAGCGAGCCGCAGGUUGCCGAGCUGGAAACCAUGCUGUCCCAGAACAAAGGCCGAGACGAUGAAGACACCCCGAUUGGACUGCUGGAUCUAUUUCGUAAGAUCUGUGCAAUUACGGACGACCUGCAAGGCGGGCGAAUGGCCAAGGAAAUCAAUGCACUGAUGCACCGGGUUUUCAAGAUGCAUCUCGUCACCCCGCAGAACAGCCCAGAGCACGACGGAGGAGUGCCACUCGAUCGACAACUGCCAGUGCGGUCUGCGAUAUGAGCCCGCGGGACUCUCUCUGGAGGCACCGCGAGUACCGCAACAGCCCCUCGUGCCUCGUGUAUUGCCA
Polychytrium aggregatum is the source of this 1159-nucleotide messenger RNA. RefSeq lists its product as uncharacterized. The transcript has 5 exons. Gene Ontology annotation, cellular component: early endosome membrane. Lineage: Eukaryota; Fungi; Chytridiomycota; Chytridiomycetes; Polychytriales. Bases 1 to 1092 code for a protein of 363 amino acids. The record is from RefSeq and is a predicted model, not a curated record.